ACCCAUUAAUUUUCUCCAAAAAGAAAACAGUUAAAAAAACGUUUUCCGUUUUGUUUCACCUCACGUACCCCCUCUUCUUCCUCUUUCUCGGGUUCCCAUUUCUCUCAAUUUGGGGACCUGAAAAUCGAUUCCUCAGCUUUCAUGAUCAAUUCUUCAGAAUGGGUCUAAAGCUCUCAAGAGGGCCUGGGAAAGAGAAAUCAACUCUUCUGCAACAAACGAGGGUUCACAUUCUGACGUACCUAACCACAAGUUUUUACCUACGUAACUUGGUGUCCAAGAAACGAAGGCGGUUAAUCACCGCUGGAUACGAUCUCGACAUGUCUUACAUUUCCGACAAACUCUUGGCUAUGUCUUUUCCCGCCGAAAGAAUGAGAGCAGUUUAUAGAAACCCUCUUUGGCAAGUCAAGUCCGUGCUAGAUAUGCGACAUCCUCAUCAUUACAAGGUCUAUAACCUAUGCAUAGAGGAAUGUUAUGAUCCAGAGAACUUCUACGGACGCGUGGAGAGAUUCCCGUUUGAUGACAACCAUGUCCCAUCUCUUAAAAUGAUCCAACUUUUCUGCCAAAGUGUUCAUUCUUGGCUCUCAUUAGAUCCCAAAAACAUUGCUGUUGUCCAUUGCAUGGCAGGGAAAGGUAGGACAGGGCUAAUGGUAUCAGCGUACCUUGUGUAUAGUGGAAUGACAGCUGAAGAAGCUCUUGAGAUGUAUGCAAGCAGAAGAACCACUAACAAUAAUGGAGUCUCAAUACCUAGCCAGCGUCGUUACGUGAAAUACUGGUCACAUUUACUUGGUAAAGGAAUUGGAAAAGGACCUCCAGAGGUUAAAUUACCUCAAGAACAUAGCAGAGAGUUGCUAAGAAUUAGACUUUACGAUACAGCCAACGUUGAUUCUGUCUUCUUUGUGGUCUCAGAACUUCAGGAGGUUCCAAAUGAGAUGUAUAGACCAUCUGUAGAGCUUGCAAGAGGUUGUUGCAGACAAUUCAAGAAAGGAUACUGUAGAAACUCAAGUCCACGGUAUUAUAUAUCCCAUGUGAACUGUGAUUCAGAGGAGGAUGAGGUGUUAAUAGAUGGAGAAGAGCCGCGUCUUGUUGUUCAAAUGGAUACAGAGAGUUCCAUCAUCGACGAGAAAACAUGUCUUGAUUUCUACUUUGACAAACCUGUGAGAGUGAGUGGAGACAUACGCAUCACAUUCUACCAGAAAAUGAUUGGAAGCCGUCUCUUUUAUACUUGCUUCAAUACAGCUUUUAUAACCAAUGGCUUGCUUCAGUUUUCCAUAGGAGAGCUAGAUAAAGUUGGUGGCAAUGGAAGAUCAAUAUCUGGUCCUGAUUUUAGCUUGGAGUUGCUUUUUAGUCCAGCUACUUCCGUAUCUGGAACCCCGCGAUGACCUUUCUCUUUCCUGAGUCCUCUGUUCUUCAAAACCAAGUCACUAAAGCUCAAAAAGGAAUGAUUUAAAAAGCACUGUUUCAGAAGAUCAGGCCACAAAAGAGUUAUAUCAGCUGAUCCUGCAAACACUUCACUGGCUUAAAACGGCAUAUCUCUUUGGACAAAUACAGAGAGGCAAGAGCAAGUAGCUAAAGG
This is a messenger RNA of Raphanus sativus (radish), 1573 nucleotides long. RefSeq names its product phosphatidylinositol 3,4,5-trisphosphate 3-phosphatase and protein-tyrosine-phosphatase PTEN1. The coding region runs from base 159 to 1379 and encodes 406 amino acids. NCBI's taxonomy places the organism in Eukaryota, Viridiplantae, Streptophyta, Magnoliopsida, Brassicales, Brassicaceae. The transcript has 7 exons. Gene Ontology annotation, biological process: phosphatidylinositol dephosphorylation. Gene Ontology annotation, cellular component: cytosol. The record is from RefSeq and is a predicted model, not a curated record. Gene Ontology annotation, molecular function: phosphatidylinositol-3,4,5-trisphosphate 3-phosphatase activity; protein tyrosine phosphatase activity.